CAAAACUUAACAUCAAUGGUUAGACCACCAAGAUAUGAUUUAUUAAAAAAUAAAAAAGAAUAUAAAACCACUCAUUUCAUCAGUUCGGUACCCUAGUCUGACCAACUGAUUCGGUCAAAUUUGACUAAAUAUUUUUAUUAAUAAAAAGUUGAAAAAAAAUAAAGGAAUUUAUUUCAUGUCGAGGCAAAACCCAGGACUGAGCCCCGAAAUUCAAAGCCUCAAAACCUGAAAUUAUCCGCCAGCUGGGAAUCGACAUUUGAACUAUGAGACAUGCCUUCAAAUUUGCACCAACUGACCACCAAAAUCGUGUCUUUGUCAAAGUCCGGCUUUAUCACGACCGCUCGCAAACUGUUCGAUGAAAUGCCUCACAAAGACUCCAUCACUUGGAAUGCAAUGCUUUCAAGCUACUCUCAAUUGGGUCUUCACACAGAUGCACUCUCUCUUUUCCACCUCAUGAGAUAUACCAACACAAAGCCUGACCACUUCACCUUCACAUCAACUCUAAAUGCUUGUUCCGGCCUUGGCUCGUUUCGUAAUGGAACAAAAGUCCACGCAUUAAUCAUUGCUUUCGGGUACCAAUGCUAUUUACCUGUUAAUAAUUCUGUUAUUGAUAUGUAUGGGAAAUGCUUAGAUCCUUGUAGUGCAAGAAAAGCGUUUGAAGAGAUGGGUGGAAGUAUAAGAAAUGAAGUGACUUGGUGUUCUCUUUUAUUUGCUUAUGCAAAUUCUGGUCAGUUUAGUGUUGCUUUUGAAACCUUUUAUGAGAUGCCAAAAAGGGUUUUAGUUGCUUGGAACAUUAUGAUUACGGGUUUUGCUCGAUAUGGGGAAGUUGAAAUGUGUAUUCAGUUGCUUAAAGAAAUGAGAGAGAGUUUGUGUUGUUUUCCUGAUGAGUGGACUUUUAGUUCUCUAAUGAAUGCGUGUACCGAAUCCUUGGAUUAUGCAUAUGGGUGUACAGUGCAUGGGUUUAUUAUUAAAAUCGGUUGGAGCUCAGCUAUGGAAGUAAAGAACUCGAUUUUGAGUUUUUAUGCUAAACUCGGUUGCAUGGAUGUUGCUAUAAAAGAGUUUGAAUCUGUUGGGUUACUCAGUCAAGUGUCUUGGAAUGCUAUGAUUGAUGGUUAUAUAAAAAUGGGGAACACCAUUGAUGCCUUUCACGUGUUUCAACGUGCACCGAUGAAGAACGUGAUUUCUUGGACUAGUAUGAUUGCAGGGUAUGCAAGAAACGGGGAAGGAGAACAAGCUCUUAACUUGUUUGUUCAGAUGGUAAGAAGUUGUAUAUGCCUGGAUGAGUUCACAUUUGGAGCUAUACUUCAUGCUUGUUCGAGUUUGGCGGUACUUGGGUUUGGCAAAAUGGUCCAUGGUUGUGUGAUUAGGUAUGGCUUUCAAGCCUAUGUCUAUGUUGGAAAUGGCCUGGUUAACAUGUAUGCUAAAUGUGGGGAUAUCAAAGGGUCAAGCUACGCAUUUAAUGAAAUUCUUGAGAAGGAUUUGGUUUCUUGGAAUGCAAUGUUGUUUGGAUUUGGAAUGCAUGGGUUGUCUACUCAAGCAUUACAGAUCUAUGAUGAGAUGGUGGCACAUGGGAUGAAACCAGAUAAAGUUAGCUUUAUAGGCUUGUUAAUGACUUGUAGCCAUGCAGGCCUUAUCAAUAAAGGUCGUUUAUUUUUUGAUAUUAUGAGCUCUUUGUAUGGUCUUACCUAUGAGAUAGAUCAUGUAGCAUGCAUGGUGGAUAUGCUUGGCCGGGGUGGGUAUUUAGUAGAGGCAAAAGAGUUGUCUAGUAAAUACUCGAAAAAAGAUACUGUUGAGGCUAAGAGCAGCUCAUAUGAAGCCCUGCUAGGUGCAUGUUCCAUUCACGGGGAUGUCAGAAUGGGGGUUAGUGUCCGGGACGAUUUACAGCACAGUGUAGACUCUCAAAAAGAUAUGGGUUAUGUGUUAUUGUCGAACUUGUAUUGUGCUAGCGGGCAGUGGAAGGAAGCUGAGAUUGUGAGGAAAGCAAUGGUGGAUCAAGGGGUCAAGAAAAUGCCUGGUUAUAGUUGGAUUGAAGUGAAAAAUAAGGUGACAGUUUUUGUUGCAGGUAACAUUUCACAUCCAUAUAGGGAAGAGCUAUAUAUGAUAUUAAACUCUCUUGAUCCGGAAAUGAGAAAUCCUUGCUUUUCUAGUUUCGAAAUUUGAAUAUACAUAUAUAUACACAACACAUACACAUAUUCAGAUUCUCCGACAAGGUUCCAUUGUUUGUACUGAAUGGUUAAUAGAGAAUAAAGGUACCAAAAGGUUCUUUUGAAUUCUUUCCAGCUUCUUUGCCUGAAGAAAUUGUUAUUUCCAAGGACUUGAAGUCAGAUGUUGAUAGCAGACAUUUUAAUGGUUCAUGUUUGAGUGCUCCGGUAAUAAUGAAGCCAGUAAUGGGAUUUGAUAGGAACUCCUGGUCAACUUCGACAUCAAAAUCCUUUGAAAUUCCAGAAUCAGUGUUGUAAAAUUUGAUGCUGACAAAUCCCAGUAAAGUUUGUUGUUGGUCAGAUAAGGGCAUUGUAUGGGUGAUGAUGAUGACUUUGCCAAAGUACUAUGGAGAGAUUAAGAACAUUGAGUUAAACCCAGUUUCUCAAAAUACAUGUGAGACGGCUUAUUUCCAAGUUAAAAAGGGUUCCAAAGUUAUAAGCAGAGCCUACUGGUAGGAAGGAUGAAUAUGCCACCUUAACUAGAAAAGGUGAGAGAUCGUUAGGAACUGGACGUCUAAAGUUGUAUGUUCUGGAGAACUGGGAUUGUAACAUGGAGCAAGUUAUGGACGAAACUUAUUGCUGCACAGAGGCAGUAGUUUUAGAGCAUAUGGUUGGUUUUCAUUCUGUUACAGUUGAAAUCCAUUGGACCGAUCAGAUUAGGUUUCUCUCAUCAGAUAAAUGGUAGCCUAAGCCUAAGAGACUUCUGGGAACAUUGACCCUGCACCAUUGGAGGCAAAGCAUGUCAUGGCCUGAGAGAGGUGUCAUGAAUGUCACAUUGGUUAUGUAUUAGAGUUGGUCUCGCUAUAAGUGUUCAUAUGACCUUCAACUUACGAGGUGCUUUUUUUUGUGGACAAAAUCGUGAGGCUCAAUGGAUUGAAAUGGACAAUACCUUGCAAGUUGGUGGGAACCAUGAAAUUUGGUAUCAGAACAGGCUCUGGUGGUGCUAAUAAUAUGCCAUUAGGACAGUUGGCCUUUGUUGGACUAGAGGAGGUUGUGAUCUUAAAGAGAAGCCAUGAAUGCUACCUUGGCUGUCUUCUAAAGUUGGUCUUGGUAUACAAUUGUCCGCACUACUUUCAUCCUAGAAGCCCAAUGAGUUAAAGUAGACAAUGCUCAUUCAAUAUAUUUAUUAAUGUUUUGGCAAACAAAAAGUCUGUGUAUUAAUAAUGUCUAAAAUAUUAACAAUAUCUCUUGAGGAAGGAAUGUCUUAGGUCAGUUUGUGAUACUUAA
Gossypium raimondii (Peruvian cotton) is the source of this 3428-nucleotide messenger RNA. RefSeq names its product pentatricopeptide repeat-containing protein At2g36980, mitochondrial. The coding region runs from base 271 to 2160 and encodes 629 amino acids. Gene Ontology annotation, biological process: RNA modification. The record is from RefSeq and is a predicted model, not a curated record. Lineage: Eukaryota; Viridiplantae; Streptophyta; Magnoliopsida; Malvales; Malvaceae. Gene Ontology annotation, molecular function: protein binding; RNA binding. The transcript has 2 exons.